AUGUGUAAGAAGACACAGAGAGAGAGAAAGAGAGAGAGAGAGAGCGCUUAAGGGGGCAACUGGAGAGGAUACCGGUGACAAGUGAGACCAUGGACCGGCUACACCCCCACGGCUUCUCUCUCAGCUCAGUCCCCCUGCCUCGGCCCCGGCAAUGAAUGGGCCGACCCUUCAGUCUUCACCCUCCUCGAACCCCCGGGGCUGGAGUGAAUUCUGUGAGCUUCAUGCUGUGGCCACGGCCAAGGAGUUGGCCAAGCAAUAUUGGCUGUUUGCCAGCGAGCACCCCCACCAUGACCUUCUGGGGGCUGACCAUUUCUCACUGCAGUUCACGGACCUCUUCCAGCAGUAUUUCCGACACGAGGUGAGAGAGGGGUGGGCCAUGCACCAGCUACGGCUGCGGCCCAUCACCUCCCGGGUCCGGGACUAUCGAGAGACAGGCCGGAGGCAUACGGAUGGCUCGGCGGCACCCCCCAAGGCGGAGGCAUCUCCAGACGCUGGUGAGCGGGCCUCUGAGGUCACCUCCCAGACCCUGCCCAAAUCCCGGAGUUCAGAGGAGCUCACAGGAGGGGCCUCACCUCUGGCCUCUUCCCGCUCCAUUGCCCAUUACUCUUUCCACCACCUUCGAAGGAGCCUUCGCCAUAUCUUUCGACGCCGUCCCUCAGAAACGCUUGUCGCUGGGGAAGGAACAGCUGAGGGUGAGGCAGGUGACCCCCCUUCUAAACAGGGCCUGGCCAAGAAAAUCCUGCCCUGGAGCCUGUCCAGGGAACCAGCUCCUGAGGCCCGAAAGGAGGGUGUCCUCAAAUAUGGCCUAGUGGAUGAAGCCACCAUGGACAGUGGGGCCCUUCGGCAGCGAGGGCGACUGGUGUUGAGGAAGGUGGUGAGCCCAGAAGGCAGUGAAGACUAUGUCCUGGAGCUGUUUGAUCCCCCCAAGGGUUCGAAGCCCAAGCUCCAGACUGCUUGUUCUUCCAUUCACGAGAUCCGGAGAUGCACCCGACUAGAGAUGCCUGACAACCUCAACACUUUCGUCCUUAAGGUGAAUAAUUUAACCGACAUCAUCUUUGAGACAGGAGAUGAGCAGCAGCUGAAUUCCUGGACAACAGAGAUCAGAGAAUGCAUGAAGCGAGGCAGGUCAGAAGGAGCUGACCUAGAAUCACAUGCCCUCUCACUUCCAGACCCUGGUAUAUCCAACUCCCCCAGCGGGAGCACCGACUCCCUUAACCAAGGUGCCUCACCUGGUGGACUGCCUGAGCAGGCCUGUCAGAAAACCGACCACUUCCUCUCCUGUUAUCCCUGGUUUCACGGCCCCAUCUCCCGAGUGAAGGCAGCUCAGCUAGUGCAGUUGCAGGGUCCCGCAGGUCAUGGAGUGUUCCUGGUUCGGCAGAGUGAGACACGACGGGGAGAAUACGUUCUUACAUUCAACUUCCAGGGCAGAGCCAAGCAUCUGCGCCUGUCACUGACUGAGCGAGGGCACUGCCGGGUGCAGCACCUACACUUCCCCUCCAUCGUGGACAUGCUGCAUCACUUCCAGCGCUCCCCCAUCCCCCUCGAGUGCGGGGCUGCCUGUGAUGUCAAGCUCUCCAGCUACGUGGUGGUUGUCUCCCACACACCAGGUUCAAGCAGCACAGUUCUGUUCCCUUUCUCUGUCCACCGCUGGAGUUCCGAAUUGGGCCCUCCUCACCUUAGUUCCUCUGGUCGUCCCCACGUGCUCAUCCCCGAGGACCUCCCGCCAUCCAGGUCCUCUCCUUCUGAGCAGAUCUUCCACCUGUUGCCUCCACCUGAGGAACUGGCCAACAGCCUACGGCGUAUGGAACAGUCAGCAGAACCUACAAGCCAACCCCGGGACUCCGAUUAUGAGACAGAUUCACCUAACAGGGGUCACAUCCGGGCCAUAGACAAUCAGUAUACACCUCUCUAAAGAAUGGCUGGUGGCAGCCUCCUCCUCCUCCGCUUGGCAGUGCCACCCCCACCCCACCCCCACCUCACAGAAGCAUCAUGCACUUUUACCUGUAGAGUUGGGGACUUCUGAAUGUACCUCUUUAUUUUUCUUCUUGCUAGACAGAGAUUGUACAAGGGAUGUUGCUGAUUGUUCAUUCCAGUUUGGAUGUACCCUAUUAGGCCUGUUAAAGGGCCUGUUGUUUCAUCCUUUCACUCUCGUUUUCACUCUACAACCUUCUAAUCACUGUUUACAGAAGUAGUUGCUGUUGAGCGCCCAUAUCCACAUUGCUUUCAAGCGCUGUUGAUGGAAGUUUGGAGUCCAGAAGCUUCACCCUGCACAGUCACCCCUUACCCAGCCCAGCUGAGCCCAGCCGUUUGGGCUGCUACACUAGCGCACAAGGAGGGAUCCAAACGAACUAAGAGACCGGGGUCCAGAGGCUGUGGCAGAAAAUGUACUUUCCCUUUCAAAACAAAUGGGCAAAGACAAAUGGACAAAUUUCUGAUAAGUGGGUCAGGAAAUCCUAAACACUAAUGCCCCAGAAUACAAACUGAGAUUUUUUUUCUAUUCAGUACAAACCCAUGACAGCAGCUAAGGAAGAGGAAAAGGCGGGUCAGCCAUGUCUCCUGCCACAGCUUGCUAUCGCUUUAGCUAACACUGCCUCCACCUGCGCUCUCAGAAGGAAGGGCAAGUUUGAGGCUUACACAGAAAGCUAACAUGAAAACAAAAAAACAAACAUUUUUACCUCAGAUUAGUUCUUAAAGGUUUUCUAACCUAAACGGUUGCUUGCUUUUUAUUGCACUGUUUAGACUAAUAAAAAUGCUAUUUUUGUAGUUAAAAUUUGAUAUAUGCAAAUAUUACUUCACUAGCUCAUGAUUCCAAGCCCAAACGGGCAUGUUUUGGUCCCCUAAUUAAUUCUCAAGCAAAACUAUUUUUCCAUUCUAAAAAAUGACAAUGGACUGCCAUCAGAAACAAACUGCAAAAAGUGAAAUGUGUCACAUCUAGAGGGAAAUGAAAGUCUGACUGCCUUGGGAGGACGGUGAUGAAGAGUUCUAUCCUGGUGCCUUAUUUAUAAAGAACUGGAUUCUGGCUUCUGUUUAACUUCUUGGUGGGCAUUAGUGGGGAAGAGAGGAAUCAUGAUUCCCAGACCCUUCUGAAUGAAAGUCUUCACUGGGGUGGGGGUGGGGGGGUGGGGGGCAGUGUACCCACAACACUCAAAGCUCUGGUAGUUUUUCCAAUGAUCCUGUGAAUGAGUUAUUUUUAUUAUGGGACCUAAAAUGGAAGCUAGGAUUUCAGGGCUAUGACCAGUAAGACUGUGUAUUCAGUGCAUAAUAAACUUCCUGUUCUGUUUGCAAGCCA
Trichosurus vulpecula (common brushtail) is the source of this 3289-nucleotide messenger RNA. It is a transcript of the gene SH2B3, whose product is annotated as SH2B adaptor protein 3. Gene Ontology annotation, biological process: intracellular signal transduction. Bases 152 to 1912 code for a protein of 586 amino acids. The record is from RefSeq and is a predicted model, not a curated record. Gene Ontology annotation, cellular component: plasma membrane. Lineage: Eukaryota; Metazoa; Chordata; Mammalia; Diprotodontia; Phalangeridae. The transcript has 8 exons. Gene Ontology annotation, molecular function: transmembrane receptor protein tyrosine kinase adaptor activity.